AUGGAGUUGUUAAAGGAUGCAUUUCCUAUGUGUGAGAGACUACCUAGCUCGAACUAUGAGGCAAAAAAGAUUGUCAACGAUCUAGGCCUUCAUUAUGAGAAGAUAAAUGUGUGCAAAGAUGAUUGUGCACUUUAUUAUAAGGAGUAUUCAGAAGCAACUCAAUGUCCAGUUUGUAAACUGUCAAGAUGGCAGCCAAAUAAGGGUGGUAAAGGAAAAAAUAAAAAGGUACCAUGGAAGGUUUUGCGGUAUUUUCCACUUAAAUCAAGGCUACAACAAUUGUUUAUGUCAACAAAAACUGCUGCGGAUAUGAAAUGGCACCAUGAAAAACGUGUUAAUGAUGGAGUGUUACGACAUCUAGCAGAUUGUGAAGCUUGGAAAAAAUUUGACCAAAUUCAUGAGUCAUUCGCAAUGGAUCCUUGUAAUGUUAGGCUUGGACUAGCUACAGAUGGGUUUAACCCAUUUGGAAAUAUGAGUCCAAAGGGUCCUGGGAAUGACAUUGAUGUAUUCUUGAGGCCGUUGAUUGAUGAGCUGAAAGAAUUGUGGGAAGAUGGGGUGUGUACAUAUGAUGCUUCAACAAAUGAGAACUUUCAGAUGAGAGCAGCAGUGUUGUGGACUAUCCAUGACUUUCCUGCAUAUGCUGUUAUUUCUGGUUGGAGUACAAAGGGAAAUUUGGCGUGUCCUUGUUGUCAUAAUGAAACUACCCAUUACAGGUUACGAAAUGGAUAUAAGAUAUGUUAUAUGGGACAUUGCCGUUUUUUGGCGUUAGACCACAAAUGGCGUAAUAAGAAGUCACAAUUUAAUGGUAAAAAAGAAAGGAAGACAGCACCCAAACGGUUAUCUGGUGAUGAUGUGUUAAAACAAAUUCGUCCAUUAAAGCCAAUUAUAUUUGGGAAACGCCAGAAAAAGCAAUUUCUAGAAGGGCAUGGGAAGUUUCAUAAUUGGAAGAAGCAUAGCAUUUUUUUUGAAUUGCCAUAUUGGAGAACACUUUUGUUACGUCACAAUUUGGAUGUGAUGCAUGUUGAAAAAAAUAUAUUUGACAGUGUGAUUGGGACAAUUAUGAAUAUUAAAGAUAAGACGAAGGAUUCUUUAAGCACUCGUCUUGAUCUAAAAGAAAUGGGUAUACGACAUACGCUCCACCCCAUAGAGGUUAAUGGAAAGAUAGAGCUACCUCCAGCUUGCUAUACACUGUCAAAUGAUGAGAAAAGGGCCAUAUGCUUAUGGCUAAAAAAUCUUAAAUUUCCAGAUGGCUAUUCUGCAAAUUUAUCUCGAUGUGUGAAUAUUGAGGAGAGAAAAAUUUCUGGUAUGAAGACUCAUGAUUGUCAUGUUUUCCUAGAAAGAUUACUCCCACUUGCAGUGCGUGACUUUUUACCUAAAAACGUAUCUGAUGCUUUGACUGAGUUAAGUAACUUUUUCAAAAGAAUUGUGUUCUAA
This is a messenger RNA of Quercus lobata, 1431 nucleotides long. RefSeq lists its product as uncharacterized. NCBI's taxonomy places the organism in Eukaryota, Viridiplantae, Streptophyta, Magnoliopsida, Fagales, Fagaceae. The coding region runs from base 1 to 1431 and encodes 476 amino acids. The transcript has 2 exons. The record is from RefSeq and is a predicted model, not a curated record.